GCAGCUGGCAAGUAUCCUGUUUUUGCAUGAUGGUGUGUUUUAGAGACUUGCUGAUGGAGUGGGUGUUUGUUUUGUGGGUUGUUCUUCCCACUGUUGUUUUAGCUCAUUUUAAUGUAUCUUAUUCUUGUCUACCAAAUCAUGUAAAGAUUAACUUCAAGAAUAUUGCUGGGUGGAAGCUUAACAUAUUAAAUCAUACUGAUACUGUGAUACCAUUGUCCAAUGCCUCAAAGUGUGGUUUGACUACCCAUAUGAAGAAUCCAAGUUGGUUGGUAGUAUUUGUAGAGUAUGAUAGCUGCUACAUCUAUGAGAAGGUCCCCCAAGGGAUUACGCUAGUAUUUGAAGCUCUACUGCUCUCUGACCUGAACAAGAGGAACAAGGUUACAGUGGAGUGCAAGGAAAAGCACUUAAAAGUGGGAGAUGCUACGGCUUUGAGGAGGCUGGCUAACGCAGACAUGACAACUGUACAAAGGAGAAGACUGGGAUGCUGGAUGCCUGCUAAUCUGCGUGUAGCAUGUGACUUGUCUGCCCCUACAGAAAUGGAGUGUUUGCAAGUAGGCUGCUGUUUUGACUCUCUGAACCCAGAAAUGCCAUGUUACUAUGGAAACACAGGUUGUUCAGAUGAUGGGUUCUUCAUCAUUGUCAUUCAGAAGGAGGUAACUAAGCCAGCUCUAGACUUGUCUAGUGUCACCUUGGCGGGUGCUCCACAGUGUAAUCCAGUAUACUUCUCUGCUGACAUAAUUAUCUACAGAUUCCCACUCUCUGGCUGUGCUGCUGUGACAAAGGUGGAUGGAUCUGAUGUGAUUUAUGAAGCAAAUGUGCAGGCGACCAGAAACAUACAAGUGGGACCAAGAGGUACCAUCACCAGGGACAGUCAGUUUGGGAUGACUGUAAUGUGCAGAUAUAACAAAACCAAACAUCUAGAUCUACAGGUUUCUGUUUUCACUGUGGCUCCACCACUCCCUGCAACAAAUGUGGGCCCAUUGCAACUAGAGUUAAGAAUUGCUACAGAUGUCCAUUACAGAGCCUGGUAUUCUGAAAAGGACUAUCCUAUUCACAAGAUCCUGAGAGAGCCUGUGUAUGCUGAAGUUCGAAUCUUGGGUCGAACUGAUCCUUCUAUUGAGCUGGUGCUAGAUGCCUGUUGGGCAACUCCAAGUGUGAAUCCAAAUGAUGUGACCUCCUGGAAUCUUCUUGUGACUAGGUGUCCUUUUGAUGGUGACAACUACAAGACUAUUCUGCAUGAGGUGGACAGAAGUUCUGGCCUUGAAUUCCCCACCCAUCAUAAGAGGUUUGAAAUAAAAACAUUUGUGUUUUUGGACUCCAGUACAGCCCCUCUAAGUGAAAUGGUUUACCUUCACUGUAGUGCUGCUAUAUGCCACCCUUCUAAAGAGUCCUGCAGGAGCAACUGCCAACAACGGUUGAAGAGGAAUGUGGUCUCUAUGACCAGUGAGAAUGAAGAGGCAUUGGUGUCGUCAGGCCCUCUUAUCUUCAAAAGACUUGAACAGAUACCAGAACUGCUGCCCACCCAGCCCCAAGUGGAAAAUCUGAAGCUGCCUGGAGAUGACCCUGCUGAAAUGGGUGGUUCCAUUGGACUCCUGACUACUUCAGCUGUGCUGGUGGUAGCUUCAGCAUUUGGUGUUGGACUCUGCAUUUUGGCUGGAGCUACUUUUGCAAGUAAAAGGAAAUUUUGCAAAAAAGAUGCAAACUGAAUGAUUGUCUGAUAAUAAAGCUAUAAAAGUUAUAAA
Protopterus annectens (West African lungfish) is the source of this 1742-nucleotide messenger RNA. Its product is annotated as zona pellucida sperm-binding protein 4-like. Lineage: Eukaryota; Metazoa; Chordata; Ceratodontiformes; Protopteridae. The coding region runs from base 27 to 1706 and encodes 559 amino acids. The record is from RefSeq and is a predicted model, not a curated record. Gene Ontology annotation, molecular function: structural constituent of egg coat; acrosin binding. Gene Ontology annotation, biological process: binding of sperm to zona pellucida; prevention of polyspermy. The transcript has 12 exons. Gene Ontology annotation, cellular component: egg coat.